This is a messenger RNA of Leguminivora glycinivorella, 879 nucleotides long. Its product is annotated as pre-mRNA-splicing factor Syf2. NCBI's taxonomy places the organism in Eukaryota, Metazoa, Arthropoda, Insecta, Lepidoptera, Tortricidae. Gene Ontology annotation, cellular component: post-mRNA release spliceosomal complex; Prp19 complex; catalytic step 2 spliceosome. The transcript has a single exon. The record is from RefSeq and is a predicted model, not a curated record. The coding region runs from base 108 to 818 and encodes 236 amino acids.
UCACGUGGCUGUCACUGUCAAUUUGCUUGAGCUUGGCUUGUUUAUUUGUUUGGUAAUUUAAAGAUUUCUACAAAUUUCAAUUUAUUUAGCGAGAUCAAUAAUCAAAAAUGAGUGACACAGAAUCAGCUGGACCGUCUGCAUCAGGUAAAGAACUGACAUUCGCAGAGAAACAAGCAGAACGCAUGAAGAGACUGCGUACUCUCCACUCCGCCAGAAAUGAGGCUAGAACGCACAAUCACCAGGAAGUUGUGGCCGAAGAGGCAAGGAACAAGCUGCCCGCGAACUACGAGGCCAAGCGACGACAGGCGGAGUGGCUCGUCGAUGACCAGAAGAAGCGAGACGAAGCGGAAUCACUAGGCAAAGAUUACGACAGAGUAAAAUUGCUGAAUAUCUCCGCAGUCGAAGCGGAGCGUUUAGAGCGUAAGAAGAAAAAGAAAAAUCCAGACCAAGGGUUCUCCACAUAUGAACAAGCGACAGUUAGACAAUACAAUAGAUUAGUUAAAAACAUGCCAACAGCAGAUAUGGAGCAAUACGAGAAACAGAAGCAAAAGUAUGGCGAUGCAUUCUAUGGUGGGCCUAACGUGAUCAUCCACGGUAUGCACCAGGACCGAAAGGAAGCUGUUGACAAGAUGGUGGACGACUUGGAAGGUCAAAUCGCCAAGCGCGCGAAAUAUUCGCGCAGACGUAUUCACAAUGACGAUGCUGACAUUGAUUACAUUAACGAGAGGAAUGCUAAGUUCAAUAAGAAGCUGGAGAGAUUCUACGGAGAGCACACUGCUGAAAUUAAGCAGAAUUUGGAGCGCGGUACUGCCAUUUAAGUUAGUCAAGAUAAGGAUUGUAAAUACUAAAUAGUGAAUAAAUGUAUUGUAUCUAAACAUU